AUGUCGUCCACUCCCGACAAACGCCGCUCCUCCGCCGGCACCGGCUCGUCCAAGCGGCCGCUCACGCUUGCCAUCCUCAUGUCCGUAUCUUCCCUCAUGGCUCUCUGCGCCAAACACGCCGGCAAAUUCACAACCAAGCUCACCAAAAACACCACCACCAAGAUUCCCAGCCGCCGCCGCCGGCCUCCGCACGGCCUCUCCUCCGACCUCAACGACGGGGUCCACCCGCCGAGAUCGCCGCUGGUGCGUCACUCCAAGCAGCUGCUGACGCAAAUCAGCAACAGGGCCAUCACGCUGGUCCACGGAAACAGGAAUAAUAAGGAUCGGAGAGGCGACAUCAUCGCGCCGGACGAGUUCGGGGACGGCGGUGUGUGGCAGCGGUCGAUCUUGAUGGGGGACAAGUGCCAGCCGUUGGAUUUCUCCGGCGUGAUUUACUACGACAGCUGCGGGAAGCAAGUCAACGAGGUUGCCAUCCGCUCGCCGCGGGCCAGCCCGCUGCCCGGCUACCUGACCCGCGGGCAGUAA
Molecule: messenger RNA, 525 nt
Organism: Linum tenue
Lineage: Eukaryota; Viridiplantae; Streptophyta; Magnoliopsida; Malpighiales; Linaceae
Source: the annotation of a GenBank genome assembly